AGGAUUUUUACAGGAAAAUUAAAAUGAAAGUACAAUUGGGUUCACUUUAAGGGCGUGAUGCAGGAAAGAGGAUGAAGAUCAGGGUGAGUCACACCAGAACUGAACAUUCCACUGUGCAACUUCCAAACUUCAGCUUCUGCUACCGGACUGCUGACAAAAAAAACAGGACUGAGACUGCCUCAGAGGGUAUGUCUCCACAGCAAAAGCUGUGCAACAGCUAGCCUACCCAAGCAACUGUGAAUACAUCUGGCGCAGCUAACAAGAGUAGUAAAGACCGUGCAGCCCUGCAUAUGUACUCUGUUUGCGAGCUGGUUCUGAAGCCUGCAUUGCACUGUCCUCACUGUGAUUGUUAUGUGCAUUAGCUGGAUUAAAGCUAUCUUAGCUUUUGCCAUGGGGUUGGGUGAAAAUACCUCAAUGGACUAUUAUGAGGACAAUGGUGAAUCAAACUUCACCUUUGACUACACUCAGUUUGAAAUGCUUUGUGAAAAGGAGGAGGUGAGAAAUUUUACUAAAUUGUUCCUACCUGUGUUUUAUUCACUGGCUUUCAUUGUGGGAAUUGCAGGAAAUUCCUUAGUGGUGGCAAUCUAUGCCUACUGCAAGAAACCAAAGACUAAGACAGAUGUUUAUAUCAUCAACUUGGCAAUUGCUGAUCUGUUACUGCUAUUCACCCUCCCUUUCUGGGCUGCAAAUGCAGUCAGCGGAUGGAUGCUUGGAAACAUCAUGUGCAAGGUCACUUCUGCUUUAUACACCAUGAACUUCAGCUCUAGCAUGCAGUUUUUGGCUUGUAUCAGUGUGGAUAGAUAUAAUGCCGUUUCCAAACCCCAAAGUCACCAAAGAGGUGGAAAGCAAUGCAGCGUAACUUGUAUCUGUGUCUGGCUGGCUGCCAUUUUGUUGAGCAUUCCUGAACUGAUUUUUAACACAGUCAAGAAAAACGGUGACCGGUAUGGAUGCUUUCCUGUAUUUCCAGUGGACCUGGGAACACUCCUUAAAGCAACCAUUCAAAUCCUGGAAGUUACGCUAGUGUUUGUGUUACCCUUCCUCGUCAUGCUGACCUGCUACUCAGCUAUUGCCAGAGCAUUCUUUAGGUCUCCAAACGUUCAAAAAUCUAGGCCCCUCAAAGUUCUGCUGACAGUAGUGGCUGUUUUCAUUGUCACUCAGCUGCCUUACAAUAUAGUCAAGUUCUGGCGAGCCAUAGAUGUCAUCUACUUGCUGAUUACAGACUGUGACAUGAGUAAAACCAUAGAUGUUGCCCUCCAAAUAACUAAGAGUAUAGCCUUGUUUCACAGCUGCCUAAACCCAAUCUUGUACGUCUUUAUGGGAGACUCUUUUAAAAUGCACAUUACGAAAAUCGCCAAAAAUUUGGGAUAUUGGAGGAGAAGUCGCAAUUUACCAACCGAAGAGAUUUCUAUGAAUUGUGCCGGCCACACAGAAGAAACAAGUAGCUUUACUAUAUAGCAGUUGUAGCACCGUCUCUAACCAGUGUAACAGACGGGAACAAUUAUAAUGCAUCUGAGAGCUAUUUCCACUUUGAUUAAACUUAAACAUCCAUGUUACUCUGCAAGUCAAAUCUGAAGUGAUGUUCUGACACAUGAACAGCCAAGAUGUUGCAAAGAAAUUCAAAAUAGAAUAAGACCAAAAACCAUAUAGUAAAGGUAAUGGAAACAACAGAAACAGAGUUCAGCUUGAGCGCUUGAGAAAAGUGAGAUUUAAAGGGUCACAGUGCUAAGCCAUUAAUUAGAUGAGGAGUGAAUGGACUACAUACCGAUAUGCUAAUCACAACAAAUAUAUACUUAAUACGUUAAAAAAAAACAUGAUGGCACUGAAUUUUGUACCCCAGAGUUAAUAAUGUUCAGCCCUUUAAAAUGUAACCUUCCAGAGUUGCUUCUCAAAACUGUUUCAGGUCUUCCUAUUGAUUUUAAAUAUUUGUGUGAAAUUGCAACUCUGUUUUUCCUUAGUUGUCACUUCACAAAUGGCCUGUGAGGCUUGAGCUGAGGAAAUAGUUCAUCUCUGGUAUUUCACAGAGGCAGCAGCAAACAGUAAACUAUGGUCCAGUGUCUUAUGAUUCCAAAUAUGUGUGGCAUGUUUAAAAGAGUUCCUUUUCUGCAACAAUACAGAAUGCCUUUUAAUUAUAUUCUGCUUGCACUAGAUUGCAAUGAGUCCUAUUUCCUAUUACAUGCACAUGUCAAAUCUUUGGUUUUAAAUCCAUAUUCAUGUGAGAUUACUCAGAGCUUCAUUUUGGUCAUUUCCUGGAAGGCAAUUCACAUUUCCAGUGACCUCUAUAAAAUGCUUUGGGAACUGAUGUAACAAUCAGCAAUGAAAAUGUCUUACAUUUUGCAGAUGACACUUAUGACCUAAUUUGGAACACGUAGCCCUAUAAUGUUACAGAAAAUUAGUUUUGAUUUGUAUGCAUUGUAUGCCUUUAUGGAUAUUUUGCAGGUGCACUUCAGGCACCAAUCUCUGUAGCUUUAGCACACAGACUAUAAAUAACUGGCUGAAGCAAGAGAGCAUAUUUAUAAUCAAUAGUUCAGGAGUGGAUAGUCAUGGUCCUUAAGGAAGGAAUUAGUGAGAUUAAAAGUACUGGCCUGUGAUAGCUAGAAGAUUGACAAUUUAAAAAAUUGUCUAUAUAAUUGUUACAUUUAAGAGUUUAAAGAAUAGAAGGAAACUGAGUACUCUCUGCAA
Chelonoidis abingdonii (Abingdon island giant tortoise) is the source of this 2679-nucleotide messenger RNA. RefSeq names its product atypical chemokine receptor 4 (gene ACKR4). The record is from RefSeq and is a predicted model, not a curated record. Gene Ontology annotation, cellular component: membrane; external side of plasma membrane. NCBI's taxonomy places the organism in Eukaryota, Metazoa, Chordata, Testudines, Testudinidae. Gene Ontology annotation, biological process: cell chemotaxis; immune response; G protein-coupled receptor signaling pathway. Gene Ontology annotation, molecular function: scavenger receptor activity; C-C chemokine receptor activity; C-C chemokine binding.